Aspergillus fischeri NRRL 181 is the source of this 504-nucleotide messenger RNA. RefSeq lists its product as uncharacterized. Gene Ontology annotation, cellular component: membrane. Gene Ontology annotation, biological process: transmembrane transport. Gene Ontology annotation, molecular function: transmembrane transporter activity. The transcript has 2 exons. The record is from RefSeq and is a predicted model, not a curated record. Bases 1 to 504 code for a protein of 167 amino acids. NCBI's taxonomy places the organism in Eukaryota, Fungi, Ascomycota, Eurotiomycetes, Eurotiales, Aspergillaceae.
AUGUCCGGUAUAAUCGGCUCGCAGAACCGCUUCGGCCGCGACUUCAACAACCCCGACGCCGCAAUGCACCUAUCUCGUCGGCAGCGCCAUCCCCGUCCUCCUGAUGGACCGCUUCGGCCGCCGCACCCUGCUGAUGGUCUGCUCGGCGGGCCUGUAUCUGUGUUUCGUGAUGGUUUCGAUCCUCCUCUCGCUGGAGCCGAACAUCGGGUGGAAACAUUCAUUAUCUUUGCGGUGCUGAAUGCCGCCUUCAUCCCUAUGGUCUACUGCUUCUAUCCUGAGACUAAGGGCCUGGAGCUGGAGGAUAUCCCGCUACUCUUUGCCAAGGGGGGAGUUACAGGUGGUGUCUUGUCGUCUAAGGGAGGUGGAACUGUGACACCGGGGCAGCAUGCUCGAGAUGUCGAGGUAGAGAGGAAGGUGGAAGUGCAGGAGGUUGAAGAAGCAGCUUCAAUAGAUAUAGAUAAUCAUCGACAAGUUACAUUCUCAAGCGCAUCGCAGACGACGUAG